This is a messenger RNA of Paramecium sonneborni, 565 nucleotides long. Lineage: Eukaryota; Ciliophora; Oligohymenophorea; Peniculida; Parameciidae. The record is from the annotation of a GenBank genome assembly.
AAAAAAUUAAUAUCUAUUUUAAAAUUAAUGUCACAAUAAGUUCUCUGGGAAGUGGUUAAAGGAAACAAUGCCUUUUUGGUUAAGAGAAAUGGAUUAACAUUGUCAACGGACCCAUUCAAUAACACUGGAGUGUAGACAUAUGGAAAUACAGGUAUAAGGGUGAAUCUAAUUAAUUUAAGGAUUCAUUAGUCAAAAUGCAGUUGGUGUUGUUCCAACCUCAGGAAAAACAAAUUAGAUUAAUAAUAUUAAUUUGGUCGCAAGAAAGAGCACAAAAUUCUAAUAAGUUGAUAGAAAAUCUAAAAACACUUAAUCAGUGUAUGCCUCUACAUUGGCUGUUAAACAUGGAGUACAUACUGCUUCCAGAGUAAUAAUUUUAUUAAUAAUCUUAGGUUAUCAGAAAGAGAUUCGGUACUUCAAGACUUGGAUUACAAAAGGCAGCCCUUAGAAAGUUGGUAAAUUUAAAUAGAUCAAAUGCAGUCAGAAGAAGAAAUGAAGUGGCUGCUGCUAAAGCUUAAAAGAAAUGAUUUGCAUUAUCAAACGAUGUACAAUAUAUAAAGAAAUAAAU